CGGCUCUGUCCCGCCACCGGGAGGCGCCACCGUCACGCCGGAGAAACUUCCCGCCGCAGCGGGCUCGCACAAGCGCAAGCUGCAGGAGGGCGGCGGCGGCGAUUCGUCGAACGGCGACCCGGCGAAGCGCCCGCCGUCGGCCGUGUCGACGACGUCGUCCGACUCGGUUUGUUCGUUCAGCAAGAAGUGUCCGCUGGCUGCGAUGGAGGGUUCAGAGUCGGACGACAACAGUGCGGACGACCUGCUGCAGGAUGGAGCGAAGACAGAUGGAUCCCAGGUUUCAAAAAGGGAUUCAUUGAACUCGCUACCCGGGUCAACUCAUCGGAUCUGGUAUCCUGAGGGAAUGUCUUACCUGUCCAAGGUCGUCUUAGAAAUCCUGGAGACCGAAAGAGCGUACGUCAACGAUCUUCAAGAAAUCAUAGAGGGCUACCUGAAAUGUAUCAUCGAUACGCCAGAAGUUGCAAUCAAACCAGCGGAUGUGUGCGCUCUGUUUGGCAACAUAGAGGAAAUAUGGCGCUUCAAUAGCGAACUGCUCAAGGACUUGGAAACUCACAGCGACGAUGCUGUAGAGAUAGCCAAGUGUUUCCCACGCCACACACAUGGCUUCACUGACAUCUACACAGAGUACUGCACCAGCUAUCCUAAGUCGAUGGAGGUGCUGACAAAGUGCAUGAACCGGAAGGGGUCGGGUAACUUCUUCCGCAAUCGACAGACGCUCCUCAACCACGGCCUCCCGCUCGGCUCCUACCUGCUGAAGCCAGUUCAGAGGAUCCUCAAAUACCACCUGCUGCUGAAGAGCAUGCUAAAGGGUUACGAGGGUGAGGAGGAGGGACGAGUGGCGAUCAGCGAGGGUCUGGCUCUGAUGGAGAGUAUAGGUCUGCACAUCAACGAGAUGAAGAAGAAGCACGAGCACGCAGUCAGAGUGCAGGAGAUACAGAGCCUGCUGCACAACUGGAGGGGCGAUGAUCUAACAACUUAUGGGGAACUAGUGAUCGAGGGAGAGUUCAGGAUAGCAGGAGCGAAGGGUCUGAGGCAGUUGUUCCUGUUUGACAGCAUGCUGAUAAUCACGAAGCGGCGAGCGGAUGGUACAUACGCGUGCAAGACCUUUAUUGAGUGUUCCAACUUGAUGCUGAUAGAGAGCAUUGAUGGAGAGCCAUGCAGUUUCCACGUCAUUCCAUUCGACAGCCCAAAGUGCCAGUACACAGUGCAGGCAAAGAACGUGGAGCAGAAGCGAGAAUGGACGCAGACGUUGAAGAAGCAGAUGAUGUUGACGUACAAUGUCGAAAUACCGCCAAAGGCGAUGGAAAUCGUAAUGCAGCUUGGCCAGACUGACACCAAAGAAG
Molecule: messenger RNA, 1343 nt
Organism: Priapulus caudatus
Lineage: Eukaryota; Metazoa; Priapulida; Priapulimorpha; Priapulimorphida; Priapulidae
Product: pleckstrin homology domain-containing family G member 3-like
Molecular function (GO): guanyl-nucleotide exchange factor activity
Source: RefSeq, a predicted model, not a curated record